Molecule: messenger RNA, 1101 nt
Organism: Striga hermonthica
Lineage: Eukaryota; Viridiplantae; Streptophyta; Magnoliopsida; Lamiales; Orobanchaceae
Source: the annotation of a GenBank genome assembly
AUGGACACCCAACUGCUCAAGCUCUAUUCUGCGUUUCCUCUCGCAGCAAAAAUAUCACCCAAACAGCCCCUUAAUUUCCCCUCAAUUGCCCGAAUUUAUAGUAUUAAAGUCUCGCUUUUUCCAAUAUUCCUUAACCCGAGCGGCUGGAAUAAACCGGGAUUUCACACCACGGCAGCCUCGCGGAAAAACGACGCCGCUUUCGACGAGGCGGCUUACGAGGCCGAGCGGCUGAGCCUCGACGCCGCCGCCCGAGAGUCCAUGGCCCAGAGAUGCGAAACGGAGGCCCGAGACUCGGACGACCCGAAGGCCUGGAAAUGGGUCAUCAGGAAACGGGUCUGGGACUUGAUGGAGGCCCGAAACAUAGCCCAGUUCCCCAGGCCCGUCCACCAUCGCAUUCCCAAUUUUGUCGGUGCCCAUAUCGCUGCUGAUAAAUUGAGUGAGUUGGAGGUUUUCAAGAAUGCGGACUGUGUGAAAGUGAAUCCUGAUACGCCCCAGAAGCAAGUUAGAUUCCUCACACUAAAUGGUGGAAAAAAGCUGUUGACUCCUCAGCCACGUCUUAGAACGGGAUUUUUCUCAGUUCUUGAAAACUUGAUGUUAAGCCCGAGCACCAUUAAGGAAGCGUGCACUUCGGUUGGGGUGGCCAAAUAUGGCAAGCCAAUAGGCUUAGAUGAGAAGAUAAAAGUGGACUUGAUCGUCAUUGGUUCUGUUGCUGUCGACCCCAAAACUGGGGCAAGACUUGGCAAGGGUGAGGGAUUUGCCGAACUCGAAUAUGGCAUGCUACGGUACAUGGGUGCCAUAGAUGACUCAACACCUGUUGUCACAUCAGUGCAUGACGAGCAACUGAUUGAUGAAAUUCCGAUGGAGAAAUUGGUGGUUCAUGAUGUACCGGUUGACAUCAUUUGCACUCCAACCCGAGUUAUUUUUACCAACACCCAAAUACCAAAACCUCAAGGAAUAUACUGGGACAAACUCUCUCCCGAAAAGCUCGGUCAGAUUAGAAUAUUAAGAGAGCUCAAGAGUAAAAUCGAACGAGAAUCUGGGGAAAAGCUUCCCUGUGGCCCAUCUGAGAAAUUGCCCCCUACUGCCCGAAGGAGACGCUGA